AUAACAACUCACUUGUCCGGCGUAUUUUGCCCUAGUGAUGCUCCACUGGUGAAUCUCCAUGAUAUUUGUAGCGGUUACUCAUUAGAAACCAGUGAAAACGGCUACGAAUCCACCAGCGUUGAGUAUUGGUCCGGGACGUCAACAUCGUUCAGAACAGCAGAUGUUACUGGAAGUACUGACGAUGACCUGGAAGAUAGCUGUCAACCGGAUCCGAUGGUGGCAACCGUCCUGGACGUUGCCGUUAUUCGUGCCUUACUCAUAACUCACUGGCAAGAACAAGGAAUUUAUUGGGCUAUGCGAUAUUUGUUGAAUCGAUUAGAGCAAAUUCAGAAUCACAUAGCUGUUCAUGGUACUAGGAACCGAAGCAAUUCAUUACCUUCUGGAGAGCGAAAGCCCAGCACAUCGAUUGGACUUCUGUCCUACAGCAUCACACACGUGGGAGAAUUUUCAACUGAAACGCGACGAUGA
Ostertagia ostertagi is the source of this 468-nucleotide messenger RNA. The record is from the annotation of a GenBank genome assembly. NCBI's taxonomy places the organism in Eukaryota, Metazoa, Nematoda, Chromadorea, Rhabditida, Trichostrongylidae.